AACAACAAAACUAGAAUAGUACCAUAAGAAAUUGUAUGCACGGAAGUAGAAGAAAAGAGAAGAAGAAGAAUUAAACUGGAUACGCUCUAAGUAAGAUAAUAUAAAGUGCGAUAGCUAUUGGAGAACGGAACCGAAAGAGAACUAAAACUCCAGCAGAGUGCGAAUAUCACAAUAAUUGCCUACCAAUUCUCUCGCUCUCUCGUGAAUGUCAAUUAAGAGGAGCCGCAUAAAAUACGGGCGACAGGCAGGUAAACAGGAAGUAGCGAAAAAAAACAUCUUAAAAUACGGCAACGCUGGCAACAUUGGCAACAGCUGCAGCGAAUUAUUACAGCAACUACAAAACGCAACCGCAUUCAGCAUUAAGAGCGAUAGUUGUUAGCGUCGAGUGCCUUUAAACCUGCUGCCGCCGCCGCAGCCGCAGCCGCUGCCAGACGCAAGCAGCAGCAGCGCAGCAGUGGGCAGCGAUGAGUACCUAGCAGGAACAACAAUAGUGACGUUACCCCAACUGCCUAAGAAAUUGCAACUGCGAGACUGCGACAGAGAGUGACUGGAGAGAGGGGAGAGGCAGAGUGAGAGAGUGCAAACGAUUAUAGGAGAGAAAAAAUACAUUUUCACAAGUGUAAGCAGCGGAAGUGGGGGGUAGCAGCCUAAUGCAAAACAAUAUGGUGAGCAUACCAGCGGCCAAUUUGAACGGCGGCCUAAAGGCAUCCAACGGCAGCGGAACCGUCGUUGGCGUCGCCGGCACAGUGCUGGCCAAUGGGCAGCGCGUAUUCCUAACGCCUGCGUCCAGCUAUCAUUUAGCCGCACGGCAAACAACGGUCAGCGGGUCUGCGACCUCCGGCGUGGGCAUGGGUAUGGGCAUGGUGUCCACGGCCAAAGGCGCCAGCAGCAGCAGUCUUGGCGUUGUCGGCGGUGUCGGCGGUGGCAGCAACGCGACUGCGGCAUCAUCGGCGAGCACGACGGCGGGCACUGUGCGCUAUUUCUCGCAGUUCAGCAAGCUACAGCCGGUGCAGCAACUGCAGAACAGUUCUGGGCAACUAAAGCUGCUCAAUGGCGAUACGAUGGUGUUAGUCAACGGCGCCAAACCGCUCAUCUUCACCAAUCCCAACAGCAAGUUGCUUACACCAACGACGUCAACAACAAUAAAUUCAACAUCUGCAGCGGCAACAACUACGGCAACAGCAACAGCAACAGCAACAGCAACAACAACCGCAGCAACAACAGUUCCUAAUGGUAACAGGGUGUUAAUGAACAAGCAGCAGCAACUACAGAAACAACAACAGCCAGCGACUGUGAUUGAUGAGGUGCAGCAGGAGGAGCUGCAGCUGGAAGAUGAUGGCGAUAUGGUCGAGAUCAAGCAGGAGGAUGGACAGCAACCUCAACAGCAACAGCAGGGUGAUCCGAUGAUCGCCAGCAAAACCACCGAUCCCGAUGCCGAACCGGAGCUGGAUAUUGUGAUUAACAAUGUGGUGUGCUCGUUCAGUGUGCGCUGCCAUCUAAAGCUGCGCGAGAUCGCGCUGAAUGGCUCCAAUGUGGAGUAUAGGCGGGAAAAUGGAAUGGUCACCAUGAAGCUGCGUCGUCCCUAUACAACGGCCUCCAUUUGGUCAUCCGGUCGGAUUACGUGCACGGGCGCCACCUCUGAGUCGCAGGCCAAGAUCGCAGCUCGGCGCUAUGCGCGCUGCCUAAGCAAACUCGGAUUCCCGACCCACUUUCAAAACUUUCGGAUCGUGAAUGUGCUCGGCACCUGCAGCAUGCCAUGGGCCAUCAAGAUAGUCAAUUUCUCGGAGCGCCAUCGCGACAAUGCCAGCUAUGAGCCCGAACUGCAUCCGGGCGUGACGUACAAGAUGCGCGAGCCAAAAGCAACGCUUAAGAUCUUCUCCACGGGCAGCAUAACGGUAACAGCCGCCAGCGUGAACGACGUCGAAUCCGCCAUACAGCAUAUAUAUCCUUUGGUGCACGAGUUCCGUAAGCAGCGCUCUGCAGAGGAGCUGCAGCAUCUGCGUCAAAAGAAUCGUGGCCAGGCCGGCGACGAGCUCAGCGAUCAGGAGCAGCAGCUGGCGUCGGAGAGCAAGAGCCAGGACAAGGAUGAUGAGUUUUUGAACCCCAGCGCAACACACUCAGAGGCUGGCAGCAGCCUCUACUCUGGUUCUCUGUAUGCGACCCGUCGCACAGAGCAGGUAACCAGCAGCAGCACCAGCAGCAGCACCACCAGUGGCGGUGACAACAUCUGUGCCAACGCACGUCGCCGGGCUACCGAGUGCUGGGCUACCAAGCUGCAGAACAAACGUCCGCGCUACAACGAUCCGGGGUCGACGACAAUUGCCUCCGCCGGUCACAUGGGUCGCGCUGGGAGCAGCAGCUGCAGCAGCACCGUCGUCAGCGGCAGCUACAGCGCCAACUUCAGCGCCAUUGGAGUGGCAGGCGGCUCUGCCGCCUCCGCGACGACGGGGCAACUGCGCUUGGGCAAGCCUCUCGUGCCCGUCGAUGUGAUUCUGAAACAGACCAGCUCGCGGGCGCGUAACGCGGCAAUAGGCGCCACUGCUGGCGACAAUGGGUUCUAUACCAAGCGCGAGACGUUCUCUCCAACGGAUUUCCAAGUGGACGAUCUGAUCGAGGAGGAUGACGACGAAUUAGGCAUGCACUUUUAGGAGCAUCCAAUGGAACAAAAUUACGUUUAGACAGAGCAAAGUACGUAGAUGACAAUUGACGUACAGCGAGACUACAGACACGGCGAUUAAAUUGAUCAGCUUCUGCGAGAUGGUAUAAAUUAAUUUUACCAUAUGCAUGUUCACAUACACACAUAUAUAGACUAAAUGUAACAAAUAUCAGCAAAUGUGUGCGACACACAUACGUAUAAAUGAAUACAUAUGUCAUUUACAUAUACGUAUUGAAACCCUCAAUAACUGCAAUUACGAUGAUAAUCUGCAACAGCGACCCGAACUCAAUGGAACAAGUGAAAACUGGAAGUUAAGCAACUAUUACACACAAACAAACAAACAAACA
Molecule: messenger RNA, 3003 nt
Organism: Drosophila arizonae
Lineage: Eukaryota; Metazoa; Arthropoda; Insecta; Diptera; Drosophilidae
Gene: Trf2
Product: TATA box binding protein-related factor 2
Biological process (GO): DNA-templated transcription initiation
Molecular function (GO): DNA binding
Source: RefSeq, a predicted model, not a curated record